Strigops habroptila (Kakapo) is the source of this 1123-nucleotide messenger RNA. It is a transcript of the gene CLPS, whose product is annotated as colipase. The coding region runs from base 752 to 1099 and encodes 115 amino acids. The transcript has 3 exons. Lineage: Eukaryota; Metazoa; Chordata; Aves; Psittaciformes; Psittacidae. Gene Ontology annotation, cellular component: extracellular region. The record is from RefSeq and is a predicted model, not a curated record. Gene Ontology annotation, biological process: lipid catabolic process; digestion; positive regulation of catalytic activity. Gene Ontology annotation, molecular function: enzyme activator activity; lipase binding.
CCUGUCCCUACAGGCCCUGAUGAAGAGUCCAUCUCCAGCAUCUUUGUAGGCCCCCUUCAGAUACUGGAGAAGCCACAUCUGCCCCACAUCCCAAGGGACCAGAGAGGUACGUGCCACCGCAAUGGUCACUCCACAGCCAGCACCAGCCUCAACGUCACCCCUGCAGCCAGCGAAGGCCAGGGCUGCCCGGGCAUAAGCAUUGCCAGGCAGGAAAAGCUGUGCUGUUCCCAGGGUUGUUUUCCUUUCAUCAGCCGCAAAAUAACCAGCAAUAUCUGGCAGGACAUGGCCCUCCAGGGGCUGGGGACCUCAGUGGGCUCCAGAGCACCCAGUGAGGCCACACCAGCAGGGGCUGGACUGGCUCCUGCCACACUUUGGGCUUUCCUGAGCAGAUUUCUCGGUGUCUGUGCUGGUAACGUUUGAGCAGUGGAAGAUCUGAUGGAGCUCCUGCCAUAGCACCAGCGCUCCCUGUGAGCCCGUCACCAGCACCCAGCACGGAGGGCAUCUCACAGAGGAAGGAGGAGUGGAAAUUCCCACUGGGAGGUGCAGGAAUGCCAUCACUUCUUUGCCAAAGGAGGUGCCAAAGGGUACGUGGGCAUCGUGGGACUGUCACGUGGGGACAGCGCUGGCAGCAUUGGCCUCGCUGCCCCGAUGCCAUGAGCUGGGGUGUGAUAGGAGCAGCCACAUCAGCUGACGGAGCCACUGGCUAUAAAGCACCUGCCUGCCCCAUGGCAAAGCCACGAGUGAGCCCACCAUGGCCAACAUGCUGCACGCCUGCGUGCUCCUGGCCAUGCUGCUCCUGGCCGAGGCCAUGCCCAUGGAACAGGAGCGAGGGCUCAUCUUCAACUUGGAUGUUGGGGAGCUGUGUCUGCAGAGCGCCCAGUGCAAGAGCCACUGCUGCUACCACAGCAGUGGCCUCAGCCUGGCCCGGUGUGCGGAAAGGGCAACCGAGUUCCAGGAGUGCUCCAAGACGAGCCUCUAUGGGGUGUACUACAAGUGUCCCUGUGAGAGCGGCUUGACCUGUAACGCCGAUACGACCAUUGUGGGUGCCCUCACCAACACUGACUACGGCAUCUGCCAAGACCCUGCAGACACCAAGUAGUCACAGUGAAGGAGAAGACCCUCC